GGGUGAAUGUUGUGCUAAUAGCCUCCAUAUUAACAACGUCAGAAUGUGCAAAAAUUCUUGGUGUUCUUCCAAUCGCAAAAUCUCACGGCAGAAUUGGCACCGCACUAAUGAGAACGUUAGCGGAAGCCGGACAUGAGCUGACCGUCAUUACUACCGAACCUAUGAAGAAUCCACCAGCGAACUAUCGUGAAAUUCUGCUAACCAAAAUAGACGGAGAUAACGAGGCGAAGGAUUUAAACAUGCUUGAAUUACAAGGCUCCGGUGUGAUGUCGAGCGCUUUCAUACUGAUAAUCAUGUACAGCCAGUUUGCCAAAACAUUAUUUGAGAACGUACUGCAACAUCCGGAAGUUUUGAAAUUUCUGGAAACAGAGCAACACUUUGACCUGGUCAUAACAGAAUCCUUCUUGACGGAAUCACUCUAUGGAUUCGCUCAACACUUCGACGCUCCACUAAUCACCUUCUCAACGUUUGGCAGCUCGAUGUGGACUAAUGAGCUAGUAGGGACACCAGCUCCACUAUCGCAUGUCUCACACUUCUUGCUGAGUUCGACCGAUCACAUGACCUUCUGGGAACGGCUCCAAAACUGUGCGAUGCAUUUAUACGAUCGAGUUUAUUACCAUUUUCUGUAUUUACCAAAACAAAAACUGUUCUACGACAAAGCGUUUCCGAUGGCGAAACUGACUUUUGAACAGCAAAUGCAGAACGUUUCGUUGGUAUUCUUGAAUCAACAUUUCAGUUUGAACUUUCCGAGGCCGUACCCCCCGAAUAUGGUGGAAGUUGGGGGGAUUCAGCUGGAAGAGACGAAGCCUCUGCCCGAGGACCUACAAAAAUUCCUAGACGAAGCUCCGGAUGGAGUUAUCUAUUUCUGCAUGGGAUCCAACAUUAAAUCUGUCCACUUCCCAAAGGAAAAACGUGAUGCCUUCAUCAAAACCUUCGCGAAGCUGAAAGAGCGAGUCUUGUGGAAGUUUGAGGAUGAAACCAUUCCGAAUCUUCCGCCGAAUUUGAAAAUAAAAUCUUGGAUGCCACAAAAAGAUAUUUUAGCUCAUCCGAAAGUGAAGCUUUUCAUCACCCACGGUGGGCUUCUCGGUACCACAGAAGCACUCUUCUUCGGCAAACCGAUGGUUGGAAUACCGAUUUAUGGGGAUCAGAUGAUGAACAUUCGCCGAGCGGUACGUACAGGAUAUGGGGUUCUGCUGGAAUAUCACGACAUUACCGAGACGACGGUUCAUCGUGCCAUCAACACGGUGCUGAGCGAUCCUUCGUAUGCCAAGAAUGCUCAGAUGAUUUCCCAGCGCUUCCGUGAUAAGCCGAUGACCCCAAAGCAAACCGCCGUCUAUUGGACGGAAUAUGUGAUUCGCCACAAAGGGGCCCCACAGCUGGCGUCGCCAGCGAUGCAACUCUCGUUCUUUCAGUACCAUCUGCUAGAUGUAUAUGCGGUGGUGUUCUUGAUGAUGAUAAUUAUAGGAGCAAUUACUGGAUAUUUUGUUAGAAAGAUUUAUCGAAAAAUGUUCAAUCCAAUCAAACAGGCCAAACGCAAAGAGAAGCGAAUGUAAUUGAAUGUAGCACAGCAUGUGAUUUUCAGAAGCCCAAUUUUGUCACUUUUCAGUGAGAAUUACCUGUAAAAGACAACCUGAUAUGCUGUAUAAGAUGCGCCGUUUUCACACGUGAGAAUAAAUUCCAUUUCAUGAAACGUUCUAAGAUCUACGCAGCAAUUCAAUAAACCAUAGCAAUGCUGUGGGCAUUAGACCUGAGUGAACACUUUUAGGUUAGAAUAGGUUGUCCAACCUAAUGGCCACAGUAUCCUUGAAAAAGUUUGAAAACGCGAUUAACAAACAAAC
Molecule: messenger RNA, 1838 nt
Organism: Toxorhynchites rutilus septentrionalis
Lineage: Eukaryota; Metazoa; Arthropoda; Insecta; Diptera; Culicidae
Product: UDP-glycosyltransferase UGT5-like
Exons: 2
Coding region: 108-1553 (481 amino acids)
Molecular function (GO): UDP-glycosyltransferase activity
Source: RefSeq, a predicted model, not a curated record